Penicillium manginii is the source of this 1857-nucleotide messenger RNA. RefSeq lists its product as uncharacterized. The transcript is spliced from 3 exons. Bases 1 to 1857 code for a protein of 618 amino acids. The record is from RefSeq and is a predicted model, not a curated record. NCBI's taxonomy places the organism in Eukaryota, Fungi, Ascomycota, Eurotiomycetes, Eurotiales, Aspergillaceae.
AUGUCAAUUAGAAAAGGGCAAGAUGAAACGUCGCUCGCCCGGGAGCGUAAUGCAAACUAUCUUGGAGCUGCGAAGGUGAUGCUCUCUGACAUUCAAUUUGACCCACCUUUACCUCGAAAUCUCAGCCAGAAAAAGCUCGACCGCUUGAAAAACAUCUUCUAUGAUAAAGACUGUGACCGGCUAAAUAUACAUAAUCGAGUCCCGGGGGUUAUAUCUUCCGAGGAAUUCCGUAUCGCCACCCAAAGUCAUGGGCUAACGGGCGAUGACCUCAAACAUGCAUCGUCGGACAACCUACCAACCCUCCAAUUCGCUACGGAGCAAUUGAAAGCACUCCAUGGGCGGCAUAGAAUCCAGGUAGCAUCUGAGUUCCUCUUUCCAGGUGACAAAUGGUGGGUGGUGGACUUGUACGCUGACGAGAUCGGCCCUAGACUACGGAAUGCCCUGAUAGACGAAUACUCUUACGAAUCUGCACCCACGGAUGGGGAGAUCUAUCGCAAAAUUAGGCAGUACGAGACCGAGGGUGAUGCCCAAUUCAGACAGCGAUGGUUUUCGCGACUCUCAAGAACAAACCAAACCCGAUUAGAUCAGCUUGACAGCCGAAAGAACAGAUGCCUUCGAGUUGCCUUCGAUGACCUACUCCCUGUCACGGGGCUGUGGAGGAGUGGGAUGAGAAUCAGUUUGAUUUCCCGUCUCGUCGCUGCCGAAUGCCGAGAGGAAUUAACCAAUUAUCUACAUACAAUAAAAAUGUUCUGGUUCGGGUGUAUAUCGCAAGACCCACUGGAGCUAGAAAAAGUAAGCUCGGAAGAUGUCGAGGCGCUUCAGCUAAAGCUUCCUCAUCUGGAUAGCCCGGAGAGCAGUAAUAUCCGUACCAUGAUAAUAGAUGGCCGCAUAUUCUCUUCCUUUACAGAAUGUGAGAGAGAGGCUAUAGUGGAACGAAUCAUAAAUAUGGAUGUUUUCAUUCCUUCACUGCACAGUUUUUUCGAGGAUUUCAAAUUGCUUGAAUGUUGGUCAAAUUGUAUAAAGCGACUUUGCCCUCCUGUUCAAGAUUCAAUCCAAUUGACACUAAGAUAUAUGUUCAAUGCUACCGAUCUUCAGGAGCAGUAUUCGAAGAAUGGGCGCAAUCCAUUCCCAAUUGAACUUGGACAUAAUGAUAUUGCAUACGCGAAUUUGAAGAUCAGUGACUCUUUUGACAUUGGAUAUCGCCAACUGUGGCUCUAUAGCGUUCGAAACUAUCAUAGGAUGCCGCCGGAGCCAAUCAAGAAAAGCAGAUUGCUCGCAACUCCGAAUCGAGGGGAGGCGGACUAUCAUACCGUGUAUAAUAUGGCUAAACUAGCGGAAAGACUUGGCUUCCAGUCAAAGCAGAUUCAAGACAUCUUGAAUGACCCGCCGGAUCGAAAGAUUGCCUACAAUAUGCUUCUCAAGGCAAGAGAUCCUUCGGCAUUCAGAUACAACUCUGCAAAAGUGGAAAAAUUCAUUGACGUAAUAGUCAAAUGUUUUGAUAGUGCAAAGGCGAUUCGUCCAACCUCAUGUGCCACGCCUAUUCCUGGACCUGUUCACCGGUGUGGGAUUCAACAGACUGAUGCUCAUAUUGGCAGCACAAACAUGCUUUAUGUCACCAAGAUAUUUGGCCCUACAGGUAGGAUGACAAAAGAGCCCUUGAGAACUGAACAGGUCUAUAGAUGGGUGCUGAAGUGCUUCUUUGGGCCCUGCGAUGCUUUGGCAGAUGUGGAAAUUCUGAGGCCCACCACACGUAACUUGAAAAGAAAACAUAGUACAGAGAAGGUCAAACAGGAACGUCACUCUAAAAAAAUGCCCAGAUCGACAGAAAAACAAAAGCCAACACAGAAUAUUGACUAA